GAGAAAUCAAAGCUCAUGUGAGCCCAUUGGUCAUCCACCAUCCGGUAAGGAAAACAAAGUCUAUAAAUAGCAAUCUCUUGGUCUUGGGUUUCUAUUUAAUUACUUCCUAAAUUUCAGCUCUCACUCGUCCAGAUUUCUACACUACACAGCAGUAUCAUUAUGGCGGCGUUGCCCCAAGAUGAUCUGACGCGAUCCUCGAGCAGUCGCCGGAGUUUUGCGUCAGCGAGUUUCCCGGAAGCAUGGCGAGGGCAGCCAGACGUGUUCGGCCGCACGACGAGCCAAAGCAUGCGAGAAGACGACGAGGAGAAGCUCCGGUGGGCGGCGAUCGAGCGGCUCCCGACGUAUGACAGGUUGAGGAAGGGGAUGCUAAAUAGAGUGCUGGACAACGGGGAAAUCGUGCAAGGUGAGGUGGAUGUAACUAAGCUAGGAAAUCAGGAGAAGAAGCUGUUGAUGGAUAGUGUACUCAAGACUGCGGAAGAAGGUAACGAGAGGUUUCUUCAGCGAUUGAGGGACCGGACUGAUAGGGUGGGAAUUGAGAUUCCGAAGAUUGAAGUCCGGUUUGAGCAUUUAUCAGUUGAUGGAGAUAUACAUGUUGGGGGCAGAGCACUUCCUACUCUGUUUAAUGCCACCUUGAACGCACUUGAGAGCGUUCUUGGACUAUUUCGGCUUGCCCCUUCUAAGAAGAGAAAAAUUCAGAUACUUAAAGAUGUUAGCGGCAUUGUGAAACCAUCACGGAUGACAUUGCUUUUGGGUCCACCAAACGCAGGCAAAACAACAUUGUUGCUAGCACUAGCAGGGAAGCUUGAUCGGGACCUAAGGUUAUCAGGAAAAGUCACUUAUUGUGGUCAUGAAUUGAAUGAGUUUGUUCCUCAAAGAACCUGUGCUUACAUUAGUCAAUUGGAUCUUCAUUAUGGGGGAAUGUCAGUGAGAGAGACAUUGGAUUUCUCAGGGCGCUGUUUUGGGGUUGGCACAAGAUAUGAAAUGCUUGUGGAGCUCUCAAGACGAGAGAAAGAUGCAGGAAUUAAACCAGAUCCUGAGAUUGAUGCAUUUAUGAAGGCCACAGCAGUGUCGGGCCAAGAGACCAGUUUGGUUACAGACUAUAUUAUCAAGAUACUUGGAUUGGAUAUUUGUGCGGAUAUUUUGGUUGGUGAUGAGAUGAUAAGGGGUAUUUCUGGUGGAGAAAAGAAGCGCGCGACCACUGGAGAGAUGUUGGUGGGACCAGCAAAAGCUCUUUUCAUGGAUGAGAUAUCGAACGGGUUGGACAGUUCCACAACUUUUCAGAUUGUCAAUUGCAUGAAGCAAAUGGUCCAUAUAAUGGACGUGACGAUGAUCGUCUCUCUUCUUCAGCCAGCCCCAGAAACUUAUGAUUUAUUUGACGACAUCAUCUUACUUUCAGAAGGUCAAAUUGUCUAUCAAGGUCCGCGUGAUAAUAUCCUCGAGUUCUUUGAGUUCAUGGGUUUCAAAUGCCCUGAGAGGAAAGGAGUUGCUGACUUUCUUCAAGAAGUAACUUCGAAGAAAGAUCAAGAACAAUACUGGUUCAAAAAGAACGAACUUUAUAGAUAUGUCUCAGUUGCCGAAUUCUCACAGGCCUUCUACUCAUUCCCUAUAGGCCAACAACUAGCGGCAGAUCUCAGUGUUCCUUACGAUACAACAAAAACCCACCCGGCUGCUUUGGUGACAGAAAAGUAUGGGAUCUCCAACCGGGAACUCUUUAGGGCGUGCUUUGAUAGAGAGUGGCUCUUAAUGAAGCGGGACAUUUUUGUUCACAUAUUCAAAAUCACCCAAAUAACAAUCAUGGCAUUGAUAGCCUUGACUGUUUUCUUGAGGACAACAAUGCCGUAUGGCACUUUGCUAGAUGGAGGGAAGUUUUUUGGAGCUCUAUUCUUCAGUUUGAUCUCUGUGAUGUUUAAUGGGAUGGCGGAGCUCGCAAUGACUAUGUUGAAGCUUCCUGUCUUCUAUAAACAGAGGGAUGCCUUGUUCUAUCCUCCGUGGGCUUUUGCCUUGCCGAUUUGGGUCCUUCGGAUACCCAUCUCCCUCCUGGAAUCAGCAAUAUUGGUUGGUCUUACGUAUUACACAAUUGGGUUUGCUCCUGCUGCGAGUAGAUUUUUCCGUCAGUUCUUGGCAUUCUUCAGUAUACAUCAGAUGGGUCUGUCUCUCUUUCGCUUUAUUGCGGCGGUGGGAAGAACACAGGUUGUUGCUAGCACUUUAGGCACCUUCACCUUGGUACUGAUUGUUGUUCUUGGAGGAUUUAUUGUUGCCAAAAACGACAUUGAGCCAUUUAUGAUAUGGGGCUAUUAUAUUUCUCCAAUGAUGUAUGGACAGAAUGCAUUAGUCAUGAAUGAAUUUCUUGACAAGAGAUGGAGUGCCAAUAACACGGACCCCCGAAUUAAUGCACCUACGGUUGGGAAAGUCCUCCUCAUGUCGAGAGGCUUCUUCACGGAUGAUUACAUGUUUUGGGUUUGCAUUGGAGCACUGGUUGCGUUUUCUAUUCUCUUCAACGUUUUGUUUAUUGCAGCAUUGACUUACUUGAAUCCUCUGGGUGAUUCAAGAGCUGCAGUGUUGGAGGAAGAUGAUGAAAAAAAGAAGUCACUAUAUGGACAAAUGGCAUCUGAAGGUGUUGAUAUGGCAGUAAGAAAUACUUUACAGAGUAAUCAUGCACCUAGAAAAGGAAUGGUUUUGCCCUUUCGACCCCUUUCACUAGCAUUCAAUCAUGUCAACUACUAUGUGGAUAUGCCCGUUGAAAUGAAAAAGCAAGGGAUUGAGGAGGAUCGUCUUCAACUGUUGCGAGAUGUUAGUGGUGCUUUCAGACCAGGGAUAUUGACUGCACUUGUGGGUGUUAGUGGUGCUGGAAAGACCACAUUGAUGGAUGUGUUGGCCGGAAGGAAGACUGGUAGGUAUAUUGAAGGAACUAUCAGCAUUUCAGGUUACGCGAAGAACCAAGCAACAUUUGCUAGGGUUAGCGGGUACUGUGAACAGAAUGACAUUCACUCACCUUAUGUUACUGUUUAUGAGUCUCUUCUAUACUCUGCUUGGCUCCGUCUUUCCUCAGAUGUGAACACAAAAACACGGAAGAUGUUUGUUGAAGAAGUGAUGGAGUUGGUUGAGCUUGACCUGAUAAGGAAUUUCUUAGUUGGGCUUCCGGGAGUAGACGGUCUUUUGACAGAACAAAGAAAGAGGUUGACGAUAGCUGUAGAACUGGUUGCUAACCCAUCUAUCAUCUUCAUGGAUGAACCUACAUCGGGCCUUGAUGCUAGAGCUGCAGCCAUUGUUAUGCGAACUGUGAGAAAUACGGUGGACACGGGAAGAACUGUAGUGUGCACAAUUCACCAACCAAGCAUAGACAUUUUUGAAGCUUUUGAUGAGUUACUUUUGAUGAGGAGAGGAGGCCAAGUCAUUUAUGCUGGACCUCUAGGUCGCCAAUCCCAAGAGCUUAUAGAAUAUUUUGAAGCUGUCCCAGGUGUGCCCAAGAUUAAGGAUGGUUACAAUCCUGCUACAUGGAUGUUAGAGAUUAGUGCUCCUACGGUUGAGACUCAACUGAAUGUUGAUUUUGCUGAGAUAUAUGCCAACUCCUCCCUUUAUCAGAGAAAUCAGGAGCUCAUUAAAGAACUCGGUACUCCGGCUCCGGGAUCGGAGGAUCUAUACUUUUCGACCAAGUACUCUCAAUCAUUUGUUACACAGUGCAAAGCUUGUUUCUGGAAACAACACUGGUCUUACUGGAGGAACCCCCAGUAUAAUGCCAUCCGGUUCUUCAUCACCAUUGUUAUUGGUGCAAUAUUCGGGUUUAUUUUAUGGAAAAAAGGGCAGCAGAUGACAAAGGCACAGGAUCUGAUAAAUCUUAUGGGAGCUAUGUAUGCUGCUCUUCUCUUCCUUGGAGCCACUAAUGCUUCUUCAGUCCAGGCUAUUGUUAAUAUUGAGAGAACCGUAUUUUACCGUGAAAGAGCAGCCGGGAUGUAUUCAGCGUUGCCUUACGCAUUUUCUCAGGUAGCCAUAGAGGUAGUUUAUGUUACAAUCCAAACAUUGGUAUACUCUCUUAUACUCUACUCCAUGAUUGGGUUCGAGUGGAAGGUUGGAAAAGUCUUGUGGUUCUCCUAUUACCUAUUAAUGUGCUUCAUCUACUUCACAAUGUAUGGCAUGAUGGUUGCCGCACUGACACCUAACGUCCAAAUUGCUGCCAUUGUUAUGAUCUUCUUCCUUAGCUUGUGGAACUUAUUCUGUGGUUUCCUCAUUCCCAGGCCGGUAUGUACGUCGACUUAAGACCUCCUCAAGCUUUAGUUCCUAAAUGUGGAAACUGUCAUUUAUUUCAUAGAAUAUAUUGCAAAACAUUUGUUCAGAAUGAUGUGAUUGAACUACAGUUACUUAUUUCGAAAUUGAAAGGUUGGAAACCAAAGCAUCUACUGUCGUGUGUGGCUUCAAUUUAAUGAAGAGGCCCAUUGGGUCAGUUGGGCCUGUGAGUUGCUCUAUAAAUAUGUGUUCUCAGCAGUCUCUAGGGGUUAAGAGAAAAAAGGUUGGUAGAAUCUUGUUUUAAUGAGAAAAACCAAGAGAGACGGAGAGAUACACUUGUGAGGAGAUCGUAACUUGUAAUCCUUAUUGAGUAUAGUGGAUUGAUUCGUCCCUUUCCUCCGUGGAGUAGAUACACAGCCUAUGUAUCAAACCACGUAAAUCUCUCGUGUUCUUGUGUGCUUGGUUUCUUGCUUUCCUUUCGUUCAUCUUAUUGUUCUUGUUCUAGAUUGAUUUUGCGUGAUAGAUACGUUGUGUCUUCCGCUUAUCACACAACAUCUACUAUGGUGGCUCGUAAUUCAAGAAAUGUUGUUGUCACUUCAUUCUUGAUGAGCAUAUUGUCCUCCAUAAAGACCGUUGAAGACAAAUUUAGGGUGUUUCAUUUUGAGAAAAAGGUCUACAAAACCGAAAGUACAAAAAAAAUUCUGUGAGUAAAUGCAAAAUUGUGUUCUUCCUAUGCCAGUAUUUUUUCUACAAAUACAAUACUAAAUCAUUCUUCAUUCUUGAGCAAGUUCUUGUUUAAAGAUUCUGAUGUGGACCAUUUUCACAAAACAAAAACAAACCAUUGUAAGUGGAUUCUGGAAGAGCUUUAUCUGUAAUAUCAUUGUAAAUUUGUACUAUACCUUUGAUGUGUUAUCCAAUA
Molecule: messenger RNA, 5140 nt
Organism: Rhododendron vialii
Lineage: Eukaryota; Viridiplantae; Streptophyta; Magnoliopsida; Ericales; Ericaceae
Product: ABC transporter G family member 39-like
Exons: 21
Coding region: 160-4254 (1364 amino acids)
Cellular component (GO): membrane
Molecular function (GO): ABC-type transporter activity; ATP binding; ATP hydrolysis activity
Source: RefSeq, a predicted model, not a curated record